Molecule: messenger RNA, 1022 nt
Organism: Protopolystoma xenopodis
Lineage: Eukaryota; Metazoa; Platyhelminthes; Monogenea; Polystomatidea; Polystomatidae
Source: the annotation of a GenBank genome assembly
GGAAAUCAGGCGAGGCGGGCCAUCAGGGCGAGGCGGGCAGCACGGGUCUGCCCGGCCUGGACGGCGUCAAGGGGGCCCGGGGUCCGAGCGGGCUUCCGGGGGAGCGCGGCCUUCGUGGGAAACAGGGCCUGGAGGGCAGUGCCGGCAAGGCCGGAGACCCCGGGCCGGUCGGCUAUCCCGGCUUCACCGGUCCGCCCGGCGAGGCCGGGCAACAGGGCCCUCAGGGCAAGGAGGGCGAACUGGGCCCGAUGGGGGAGAUUGGCCCCCGCGGGCCCGCCGGUCUGAUUGGACAGGUCGGGGCCACCGGCGACACAGGACCCCUGGGACCCGUGGGACAGGAGGGCCCUCGAGGCAGGCCAGGACCGAAUGGAAAACGCGGCGUGCAAGGAGAACCUGGGCCGCAGGGCGAGAUCGGAUCGCCUGGAAGGCGAGGUCUACCUGGUCCAAACGGUGCCAACGGUGAACCCGGAAAGAGAGGCGCAUCUGGUGAGGCGGGGCAAAAUGGCAAAAACGGUCGACCCGGAAAAGACGGUGAAGUUGGCGCAAAGGGUGAGAAGGGGUCCCGCGGACCCCCUGGCCUUCAGGGGCCGCCCGGGCUGGAUGGACCCCCGGGGUAUCAAGGAGUCGAGGGUCCUCAUGGCUAUAAUGGGGCCGCUGGUGAUACGGGAUCAAUUGGGCCUAUCGGAGAUCGAGGCUUUCCGGGAGAUCCAGGAGACCCCGGACCAAUGGGCGAGAUAGGACAGCCAGGAGAGAUGAGUCCCACCGGACCUCAAGGGCCGCCUGGACCUCCUGGACCCCCUGGUCCACCUGGCUUCGUGACUCCAAUCCAGCGGUCUUUGGCGCGUACUAAAGGCGUGAUGUAUGGUGAUCAGGCGAAAGUGAUGAAAAAGCUGACCUCGGAGGACAUCAAACGACCAUUGGGCACCCGGGAGUUGCCGGCCAGGACGUGUGCAGAUCUGGCCAGUGUCUUUCCUGACAAGCUAAAUGGUACAAUUUCAGCAUUACACUUUGUAGGCUUGUAA